Messenger RNA from Scutellospora calospora, 172 nucleotides. The record is from the annotation of a GenBank genome assembly. Lineage: Eukaryota; Fungi; Glomeromycota; Glomeromycetes; Diversisporales; Gigasporaceae.
UUCCAAAAUAUCUUUUACAUCUGAUCUCUGGACAUCCUCUAAUAAUAAGACAUUUAUUUUCACUACUACUCAUUAUAUUGAUGAAAAUUGGACUCUUAAAGAAAUAAUUAUUGAUUUUGGUUUAAUAAGUAGAAGAUAUGAUGGCUUAAAUAUUGCUAAUAGGUUCUAUCAG